Messenger RNA from Octopus bimaculoides (California two-spot octopus), 1930 nucleotides. RefSeq names its product GPI-anchor transamidase component GPAA1. Gene Ontology annotation, cellular component: membrane; GPI-anchor transamidase complex. Gene Ontology annotation, biological process: attachment of GPI anchor to protein. Lineage: Eukaryota; Metazoa; Mollusca; Cephalopoda; Octopoda; Octopodidae. The record is from RefSeq and is a predicted model, not a curated record.
UGGUGGCAACCGAUAGUAGCAACAGUCGCAUGAGAUGCUGCUACCAUUGGCGCUGCCUCCGUUAAAGGCAUGGCUGUUAUUUGAGCAAGCACGCUCGCAUACACACACCUGCUAGAAAUUUACGAUUAACGAAAUCUUAAAAGUAAAACAAAACAAAGGACAAAUUACAGUCACUGUUGUAUACGUAAACACUAUCGCGAAGAGAACGAUAAAACCAAAGUUGAAAAAGAACGAGAGCCAAUACCCUAAACUUCUAAUUUUAAAAAAGGAGGUUAAUAUAGUUUUUUUUAAAGUUACGAGUAAACAGUCCAAAAAGUGGAUUAAUGGAAUAAGUGAUGCGUCACCAAAGAAAAAAUAUAUAAUUGACAGAAGGUUACCGGCCACGUCUCAAGUCGAUAAAAAGUGAAUUAUUAAGACCAACAUGGGAUUAUUGACUGAUCCGCGGCAGAGACGACGGUUUGUUCGUAUAAUUUCACACUACAAUAACCGUCUCUGUGCCUUGUUUUAUAUCUCUGGACUAAUCUGGUUUUUCGGAUUAGCUUACAUCCAUCUUAAUGCAGGAACAUACUUUUCUGAAAAUGCUUUAUUACCUGGUUUAGUAGAAGGUAACUUUUAUUCUGAUUCUGAUGUCAAGUUUUACAAGAAUGAAAUAAAAAAAGCAAUGGACAAAGACAAAAGUCUGCUGUUACGUGACUGGCUAUUUUCAAAGUUUGAAGAACUUGGCUUAGAAGUUUAUUUUCAGAAUUAUUCUGUUCAGUAUCCUUUACAGUUGCUUGGUGACCAGAAAGUCCCUGGUCAAAAUGUUUAUGCUAUUUUAAGGGCUCCUCGUGCUUCAAGUACAGAAGCAGUGGUUCUUUCUGUCCCUAUACGAUCUAAGAAUAUGAUCUCUAAAACACUGACUGAUACCAGUGGAGGAAUUGCUCUCAUGCUGGCUUUAACCAAGUUCUUCAAAAAACACACCUUUUGGGCUAAGGAUAUCAUUUUCUUGCUCACACAGCAUGAGCACAUAGGUAUUGAAGCAUGGCUUGAUGGUUAUCACCAAGUACAGUCUUCAAAAUAUGUUUUUCCAGGAACUUUAUGGGGUCGAAGUGGGUCAAUUCAAGCUGCUCUUAAUUUAGAGAUCCCCCUUGAGAAAGUAGCUUAUUAUAACAUCAAGAUGGAAGGCCUCAAUGGUCAAUUGCCAAACCUUGAUCUUGUCAAUCUAGUUGUGCGUCUUUGCCGGCGUGAAGGUGACUCUGUGAGGCUGCACAACCAGUAUGACUAUUAUGAUCCGGAUUCACUAAAUGGAUUCAAACAUUCAUUACUGACUAUGCUGCGUAUGAUGAAAACUCAAGCAUCUGGAUCUCCUUCUGGGAACCAUGGCCUAUUUCAUCGCUACCAUAUUGAAGCUGUCACUCUUCAAGGUGUAUCACGAGCAUUUGGGCAGAAAACAUCAGAUUUAAUGGUAACUGGUCGGAUUGUGGAAGGCAUAUUCCGUAGUCUCAACAACCUUCUUGAGAGAUUCCAUCAAUCCUUCUUCUUUUACUUAAUGCCUGCUACCAACCGGUAUAUCUCCAUCGGAUUGUAUAUGCCACCUUUCAGUUUAAUGACAGCUGCUGGUUUGAUCAAAGCCAUUUCUUUGUGGAUUGGUUCUGAAAAGCCAAAAGACAAAAAUGAAAAGAAGCCACAAAAAAGUGAUUUAAAUUCUUCCAAGCAAGAAAAAGAUGAAAAAGAACAUGAAACAGAGAAGCAAGAAAAUGAAAUAGAGAAAGAUGACAAUGAAGUAAGUCAGUCAAAGAAAACUCAAGAGAUUUCUUGUGAGAAGAAAGAAGAAGAUCCGUUGGAAAAAUUAUCUAAAGAUGUAAAUGAUAUUGAAGUUGAUGACAGUUUGAAAAAUGACCCAGAUGAGGUAAGUAGCAAGAACUGUUUUGGGUAAUAACUGUAAUAGCUG